Messenger RNA from Oppiella nova, 3755 nucleotides. The record is from the annotation of a GenBank genome assembly. NCBI's taxonomy places the organism in Eukaryota, Metazoa, Arthropoda, Arachnida, Sarcoptiformes, Oppiidae.
AGCUAUAGUCACAGCUCCGGUGCCACCAAUCACUCGAAGCUAUCGGUCGAAUGCGCGGCUCAGACCGUUCACGACGGGCUCUAUGUGUGCAACGCUCGACACACCAACACAUCCCAACCCAACACACUCUACACACAAGCGGCCAAUGUCUCCAUUUUCACUCCAAUUCAAAUCAAUACAAUACCAGAGAAUGGGAUAUUAGGAGAAAAUUUGGAGUCAAACGGAAAGUUAAUUUGUAGAGUGAAGGCAUACCCAAAGGCUGCCAUCAAAUGGGAGAAACUGGUGGGCAAUGAGUCAGUGGCUGUUGAAGUGGACGGAAGGGUUGUUAUCGAAAACAGCGAAAACGACGAGUCCUCACAACAGAGUACUCUUAGUAUAGAAACUGUGAAGCGAUCGGACAAUGGCUCAUAUGUUUGCCGCGCAAAUCUCACUCCCGGUGCUGUCUAUGGGUUUCGUUUAGCGGCAAUCAAUUCAAUGGGUCGCUCCGAAUGGGAGGCAAUGAACAUAACAAUGCAAUCAGACGUGCCCUCAAAGAUAAGCGAAGUUCACAUCUUUGCCAAAACUAAUGAGACUUUACUGAUUGGAUGGAAGCGUCCGACGCAUGAUAACGGCGCCCAAAUCACUCACUACUCCAUGACUUUACGUGAUUCUCAAGAUUUUCUCAUUUCUAAUCAGACACUCGAUGUCAGUUCCGGUGCUAUCCAGACACGCAACAAUUACAUGAUAAUGUUUCCUUCAUUAAUAGCCGGCUCUCACUAUGACUUCCAAGUGAAGGCCUGUUCUGCCAUUGGUUGCAGCGAAUGGUCCGACACUUUAGAUGCAGUCACUGCUGACGGACACUCAGAUCCGCCGCGAAAUGUGAAACUUAAGUGUAUUUACGAUAUCGACACGAAUGUAAAUAACGGGACAGUUGUGUGGGAUUUGCCGGACAACGCCCGCGGAGUUAUUGUCGGAUAUAAUGUCACGUUUGAAGCCUUCUCUACCUAUAGGAACGCCAACAAUAAGAAAGUGAUCGAUCAGUUCAAAGAGGCGUUUGAAUUGUCAGCCAAUGAAACCAAAUUGAAUUUAGUUCUUAAGCCCAAUACUAACUAUACAGUGAGAGUCUGUACAAUCAAUAAGUCUGGAUGCGGUCUCUUAUCGCAUAUAACCACAUCCACAAUGUGUGAGACAUCGACCACCACUCCCUUCCAAAUGCCUUCCAGUAUAAGACUAGAAAAAGUGAGAAUUGAUGACAAAUCGGACAAAACUAGUCGUCUUUUGCGUGUAUUUGUUCCGCGAGUGUCUGAGAGGAAUGGUGUGAUAUUGUGCUAUAAAGUCAUAAUAAUCCGACUGCCAAACUAUCCCAAUGCAACUCAAGCCCUACCCUCCAGUCCCAAUCAACUCAAUAUAACGACAUACAGCGAAGUCCACAGUCACAUCCAUUCCCCCUCUGAAAAUGCAGAUUUUUAUUCAGUCGGCGCUUAUGUGGCCGAAGAGUAUAAUUCCGAUAAUUUGAUUAAUAAUAUAGUGAUUGGCGACGGAUUUGCCAAUCAAUGCACUCAAGACUAUGAGAACCGAUCGCCGAGAAGAAUGAACGGCGAGAACGAGUCGGCGCUCUCUUUGUCUUCGGACUACAUCUUUGACGGAUCACUGCUUCCUAACACUAAUUACACCGGUUUUGUUGAACUCGUCGUUUUGGGACCAAAUCAUACUCUUAUGACAAAACAAAGUGAUUAUUUCGCACCAAUCGAGACCUCGUCUCUCAGUUUGAAGGCUCCCAUCAAUGAGUCCUCACUCUCUAUAUUCUUCUCCUCAUUGUCUGAAUCCGCGAACGGAGUACUCUUUGGAACCAUUUGUGGUCUUCUUUUGGUUUUAGUUCUUCUUCUAUCGGUUUUAUGUUUUCUUAAGCGAAAAGCGAGCGAAACGUCCGGUUCUGAUGACGAGAGAUUGGGUUUGACUUCACUUAUACGGCGAACAGUGAACGGUCACCGAAACGGACACAUUCCUAACCACAUGAAUAUUAACUCAAUUCACAAGUGGGUCUCCGCUCCCAUUCCUAUCCAUAAGCUUUCGGUUGUAUUCCAAGAGCGACACUUAAACAGUGACUUCCUAUUUCAAGCCGAGUUUGAAUCACUUCCCGAAAAAUUUUCCGAUCGAACCACUACUGCAAGUGAUUCGCCCGAAAAUAUGUCCAAAAAUAGAUACCCGGAUAUUAAGAGUUACGAUCAGACGAGAGUCACUCUGAAUGCUAUUGAAGGAACUCCUGGAUCUGAUUAUAUUAAUGCAGACUUCGUUGAGGGGUAUAGAAGACGGAAACUAUUCAUCUGUGCUCAGGGACCCAUUCAGGUGAUCACCUCUUUCUUGUUAAAAACAGUGAAUGAUUUUUGGCGAAUGAUUUACGAACAGAAAUGCCGAGUGAUAGUGAUGUUGACUGGUAUUGAAGAACAGGGAAGAAUCAAAUGCAGUCAAUAUUGGAGCGAAGAUCAGCCCAAAGAGAUUUCAAAUCAAUUUCGAGUUACUCUCAAAAGUGUCCGCAAAUUCUCGGAUUACAUAAUUCGACGCUUUCUUCUCGAGAAAGUGGAUGGAAGUGAGGAAAGUCGUGAUAUAUUGCACUUCCAUUUCGUGAUGUGGAGAGACUUUCUGGCGCCCGAACAGCCCUCUUGGCUCUUGAGGUUUAUUAAACGUGUGAACGAACACUACUGUCCAGAUAUGGGACCCAUUGUAGUGCACUGUUCUGCAGGGGUCGGCAGAACCGGCACUUUCAUUGCAAUCGACUCAUUGAUGGCACAAAUCAAUGAUAACUCAACUCAUAUUAAUAUAUUUGAAUGCGUUUCACAUCUCCGGCAUCAGAGGAACCAUUUGGUCCAAUCAGUUAAACAGUAUAUAUUCGUCUACCGGGCGGUCAUGGAGUACAUCGAGUUCGGGGACACGGAGGUUGAAAUUUGUCACUUAAGAGACCAUUAUAGACAUCUCAAAGACAAAUUUGAUGCUAAUAUUAAUGCAAUUAUGGCUGAGUUUGAGGGUUACGACCACUCGUUGUCUUUCAUCGUAACUCAAGACCCUAUGGAACAUACGGUUAAUGAGUUUUGGUGGACAAUCGCUGAGCAGAAUGUCUCAACACUAGUAAUGCUGGCAGAACUGGGAGACGGACAGAGCAAAUGUCACUGUUAUUGGCCGACAGAGGAGUUUGACUGCGAGUUCGUUAGAGUCAAGUUUGUGGCCGAAGACGUGACACAAUUCUAUAUAAAAAGGGUUUUCGAUGUGACCCACAAAAAGACUAAUGACUGCCAAAGAGUAACACAGUUUCAGUUCCUUUCGUGGAAAAGUGGUGUCGUUCCCGAUUCGACGCAUUCCUUAAUAGACUUAAUGGACGUCUCUCUGGCCAACAAUACACAAACCUCUUCACCAAUUGUCGUCCAUUGCAGCGGUGGUGGCGACCGAUCCUCACUAUUCGUUGCAUUCGCUUCUCUAAUACAACAAAUUAAAUGUGAAGAGAGAGUCGAUGUCUUUCAAACGGCACAGUUUGAUUUCUUAUUCAGAAGUCUAAUCGAUUACAUCGAAUCUCAUAAGUUGUGUGAUUCCGGAGACACACAGUUGUAAUGAUUAGAAACAUUUAGUCCAAUGCUUUGAUUUCGACAAACAACAUGAUUAUGCUUUAUAUUCAAUAAGUCUUAAAUGCAUCAAAAACUACAAACGGCUCAACUUUUCACUGAUUUCUCAGUGUUUUCUUACACUUUUGCUCAAAAAGUUUAUUAUAAUACAAAUGUAAAACAGAC